CCCGCCCCGCGCUGCGCGGCGCGGGGAGGCGGGGGCCCGGCGAGGCUGCGCCCACGGAGAACGCCGGCGCCCAGCCACUAGCGCAGACCAUGGCCCGCUGACUCCAGCGGGAGCGCCGCGCCCGACGGGAUGAUGCGCUGGAGGGGCCCCUGGCCGUGGCGCGCGCGGCUGCUGACGACCCCCGGAACCCAAGGCCAAACGCAUUCGCGGCCGCCGAUGCCCCAGGUUUUGCGUGUGAAACUGUAUGGACAUCUGAAAUACUUUCAGUCAAAUUUUUAUAGUACAGUGGUGCCACCUGAUGAAAUCACAGUUAAUUACAGGCAUGGUCUUCCCUUGAUUACACUUACUUUGCCAUCCAGAAAAGAGCGCUGUCAAUUUGUAGUCAAACCAUUGUUAUCAACGGUUGGUUCCUUCCUUCAGGACCUGCAAAAUGAAGAUAAAGGUAUCAAAACUGCUGCCAUAGUCACACCAGAUGGCAGUGAAGUGGCAGCUUCAACCUUAAUGGAAACUUUGCUAAUGAAUGAUUUUAAACUUGUUAUUAAUGAAAUAACAUAUGAGGUACAGUGCUCCAAGGAAGAAAAACCGAGUAGCAAGCACGCCACUGAGAUGGAAAACAUGAAAUCCUUGGUUCACAGACUGUUCACCACCUUGCAUUCAGGCGAGUUUCAGAAACAGAGAGAGCGCCAUCUACUGGAGAAAAUUAACCACCUGAAGGGACAGCUGCAGCCCCUUGAACAGAUGAAGGCUAAAAUCGAAGCGCGCUCAGAAGCCAAAUCCAGUGGACUCCUGUGGGCUGGAUUGGCACUGCUGUCCAUUCAGGGCGGGGCACUGGCCUGGCUCACUUGGUGGGUGUACUCCUGGGAUAUCAUGGAACCAGUUACGUACUUCAUCACCUUUGCAAAUUCCAUGGUCUUUUUUGCAUACUUUAUAGUCACUCGACAGGAUUAUACUUACUCAGCUGUUAAGAGCCGGCAGUUUCUUCACUUCUUCCACAAGAGAUCAAAGCAGCAGCAUUUUGAUGUGGCGCAGUACAACAAGCUCAAAGAAGAUCUUGCUAAGGCUACCGAUGCCCUGAGACGUGUGCGCCACUCUCUCUACCUGCAGAUGCCGGUGGAGGAACUCAAUGAAAAGAAGUAAUCUUAAAUUUUUAAAUGUCAGUGAAUUUUUCCAUUAUGUGUUCAUUUUGCAACUUAGCAACUGGAACUUUUUUAGUCCCGUAGUAUACUUUAAUUUGACUGUUUCAAUCUCUUUUGUUAAUAAAAAAAAAAAAUGCUUACAAAACACA
Messenger RNA from Phacochoerus africanus (Common warthog), 1285 nucleotides. It is a transcript of the gene MCUB, whose product is annotated as mitochondrial calcium uniporter dominant negative subunit beta. The record is from RefSeq and is a predicted model, not a curated record. Gene Ontology annotation, biological process: mitochondrial calcium ion homeostasis; calcium import into the mitochondrion. The transcript has 8 exons. Gene Ontology annotation, molecular function: calcium channel inhibitor activity. NCBI's taxonomy places the organism in Eukaryota, Metazoa, Chordata, Mammalia, Artiodactyla, Suidae. Bases 130 to 1137 code for a protein of 335 amino acids. Gene Ontology annotation, cellular component: uniplex complex; mitochondrial inner membrane.